CUCUUUCAUACGGAAGCGAGACGCUGCAGCCAGUCAGCUGCUACCUGCGUGAGAAGAAUCAAAGUUCAGUUUGCUUUGGCUGUUUAUUUGUUGUGCAGAGACCACCAUGGCCACAUCUAAAUUAAUGAGAGCUGUCAGAGUGUCCGAGUUUGGUGGCUCUUCUGUUUUAAAGCUGUUCUCAGACCUGCCUGUGCCAAGUCCUGGCCAGAAACAGGUGCUAAUUCGAGUCCAUGCGUGUGGUGUAAACCCAGUGGAAACAUACAUCCGCUCUGGAACUUAUGCUCGGAAACCCAGUUUACCCUAUACACCAGGAUCAGAUGUCUCUGGUGUGGUUGAAGCUGUUGGUGAAGGUGUUUGCCUCCUACAGGCAGGUGACAGAGUCUUCACCACAGGCACAAUGACUGGAGGAUACGCUGAGUAUACGGUGGCCUCAGAGGACACUGUUCACAAGCUGCCCGAUUCCUUAGACUACAGUCAUGGUGCAGCAAUGGGAGUUCCGUAUUUCACUGCUUACCGGGCACUAGUUCACAAGGCCCAUGCCAAGCCAGGAGAGACGGUUCUUAUUCACGGAGCCAGCGGUGGGGUAGGCAUUGCAGCGUGUCAGAUCGCAAGAGCAUUUGGUCUUAAAGUCCUGGGUACAGCAGGUACUCCUGAAGGGAUGAAGCUGGUGCUCAGCAAUGGAGCUCAUCUUGCUUUCAACCACAGAGAAAAAGACUACUUGCAGAAAAUUAAGGAUACGACCAAUGGACUAGGCGUGAAUGUGAUCAUAGAGAUGUUGUCCAACGUCAACCUGAGUAAUGAUCUUCAGUUGCUUGAUGUCGGUGGCAGAGUAAUCAUUGUUGGCUCUAGAGGCCCUAUUGAGAUCAAUCCCAGAGAUACCAUGAUGAAAGAAUCCAGCGUCAUUGGUGUGGCUUUGCACUUUGCAACUAAGAGCGAAACCUCAGAGUGUGCUGCAGCUCUUUAUGCCGGAAUGGAGGCAGGCUGGUUGAAACCUGUCAUCGGUCCAAAAUACACACUUGAUAAAGUGGCCCAGGCUCAUGAAGACAUCAUCAACAGCCCUGGAGCCAGUGGAAAGAUGAUUCUGACCAUGUGAUGCUCUGUUCCAGUGUAUAACACAAAUGUAUUAUCUUUGCAUUAACUGCCAUAUCUGUACUUCAGUGGUACAAUUAGACCUGCACAAUAUAUCGAAAAAUUGUGAUUGCGAUAAUAGUAUAUACAAUAACAGCAUCGCAGAGAAGUAAAAGAAAUUAAAUUAAUUUUAUGUGCCAAGCAUUUGUGUGCUGCAUGAGCAUGUUGUUUAUUCAAUUCUGACCAAUCAGAUGGGAUCUAAUGCUGGGACACAAGAGAGGAUAACAGCCAUUGGAGUCUGAAAUUUGAGGUUUUUAGUCAUACGAUGGGUUUUGAAGUAUACAUGUUUUCUUUAUAGAUUUAAUUAGCUUAGAAGAAUCUAUUACCUGUUUAUUUUAGUAUGAUCAUUACAAUAAAUAAAUCAUUUUUAGUUAGUUAUGUCAUAAGAAUAUUGCAUAUUUUCCCAGUAUCGUGCAGCCCUAUUUAUAGUCAGCUGCAUCUUCUCUUUUUUUUGAAGUAAGAACCACAUACAGUAUUGUACAUAAAUCAAAUAAAGAGACCAUCACAUAAUCGAACAUUA
Molecule: messenger RNA, 1648 nt
Organism: Danio aesculapii
Lineage: Eukaryota; Metazoa; Chordata; Actinopteri; Cypriniformes; Danionidae
Gene: cryz
Product: crystallin, zeta (quinone reductase)
Exons: 9
Coding region: 107-1093 (328 amino acids)
Cellular component (GO): cytosol
Molecular function (GO): zinc ion binding; NADPH binding; mRNA 3'-UTR binding
Source: RefSeq, a predicted model, not a curated record